AUUGGGAAAAAAAAAAAAAAGCCACCCGUCUCCACAUUCCCGCCGGGGCAGGCACACGCUCGUUCAACUCGCGCCCCGCCUCUCCCUCAAUUCGAUACCCGCCACCCCUCCCCCGGCGACAGCCGCCUCGCCCUACCCCUAUCUCCACCACCUCUCCUUUACUCGACUCAACGCGUCCUACCUGAAUAAUCUCAACCGUUGCGCCGAAUUUCAUGGAUGUUGGUGGGCGCACGGUCGCUUUCGGAGACGGUGAAAAUGUUUUAUCUUAGCAAAAUUGAGCACACAUUGCGUUUGCCUCCUCAUCUCCUUAGCCGUCCUCUUGAUGAAGCUAUUAAAUUAGAGUUAGAAAAUAUUUUCUUAGAUAAGGUUGUUGCAAACUUGGGACUCUGCAUUUCUGUGUAUGAUAUCUUCAAAAUUGAAGGUGGAUUUAUUUUUCCAGGAGAAGGUGCUUCCACAUAUACGGUCGAGUUUAGAUUGGUUGUGUUUCGCCCCUUUGUGGGAGAGAUCAUUGCUGCUAAACUUAAAGAAUCUGAUGCCAAUGGUUUGCGCUUAUCUCUUGGAUUUUUUGAUGAUAUUUACAUUCCUUCUCAUCUUUUGCCAAGUCCAUCUCGAUCCGAGCCUGACCCUGAUAAAAGGUACGAUGUCCGAUGGAUAUGGGAAUUUGGAGAUACAAAAUACCUGAUCGAUGGGAUAGACGAGAUUAAGUUUCGAGUUCUCAGUGUUAAGUAUCCGCCAAUUCCUAUUGAGCAACCUGAAGGAUCAAAGCCAUUUGCCCCUAUGGUAGUGACUGGAUCGAUUGAUUAUGAUGGUUUGGGCCCCGUUUCAUGGUGGUAGGAUGCUUGUGACAUAAUUUUAUGAAGCGGAACCGAAGCAGCGGUAGUAUUUCUGUUACGCUUGGUACAUUAUUUCUGCUUGAAAAUGUGGAAAUUAGACCACUCUCGACUUGGUUUCAGACUCAGUUCAAUAUUCUAAAUCACUUGAAUAGGAAAUUUUGAUGAUAGCUAGUUUUAAUUUGUUAUUAUAUGUAGUCGCAAAAUUUCUACUCCCAGGUUGUCAACAAGGAAUUAAUGAGCCGCCAAUUACAGUUUCAUAUUAUCGUCUAAGAAGGCUGAAGUUUGAGUGGAGCUCGGAACUUGUGAUUCAUAAUGUCUCCCAUUGUUGGCUACUUGGCUUGAUUUUAAAAGUCUCUGACUCGCCACAAAUAGCUAAUUUAAAGGUAUCUUUACAUUUUUAUA
Molecule: messenger RNA, 1235 nt
Organism: Pistacia vera
Lineage: Eukaryota; Viridiplantae; Streptophyta; Magnoliopsida; Sapindales; Anacardiaceae
Product: DNA-directed RNA polymerase III subunit RPC8-like
Exons: 9
Coding region: 217-834 (205 amino acids)
Biological process (GO): transcription initiation at RNA polymerase III promoter; DNA-templated transcription
Cellular component (GO): RNA polymerase III complex
Source: RefSeq, a predicted model, not a curated record